AUGCGGCAGAUUACGAAGCUGAGUCUAGUGAUAGGACAGCUGCUCCUGGCUGAAGUAGUUACCAGCCCCCUCCAGACUCCCGUGUCAAGCAAGGUGGGAAAGGCAAACAAAACAUCAAGGCUGACAAAGUGCAGCAGAUCUGGACCACAGACUCCGGCUUUCAAUGUGGGUUCUCCUUCUGGGGCUAAUCUUACUCCGGCCGGACCUUGUCGUUUUGACAGCUCCCUAGGAUCUGCCUUGAAGCAGUUGCCAAGAGAAAAAAUUCAAUUAGCCACAAAGUUUGGUAUUACUGGAACCGUUGACCCUCCUGCUAUUGCAAUCAAGGGCACUCCUGAAUAUGUCCGUUCAGCCUGCGAAGCUAGCUUAAAGCGUCUUGGUGUGGACUACAUUGAUCUGUAUUACCAACAUCGGGUGGACACUUCAGUGCCUAUAGAGGAAACUAUUGGUGAGCUGAAGAAACUGGUGGAAGAAGGGAAAGUAAAGUACAUCGGUUUAUCAGAAGCUAGCCCGGACACAAUAAGGAGGGCACACGCAGUUCAUCCCAUCACUGCUGUACAAAUGGAGUGGUCCCUCUGGACUCGUGAUAUUGAGGAAGAGAUUAUUCCACUUUGCAGGGAGCUUGGCAUAGGUAUAGUUCCGUAUAGUCCUCUUGUAAAAAAGCCCUACCAGCUUCUGAAUGUUUGGAUUUUGAGGGAAUAUUUGGAGCUUGAUAUGCAAAUCAAUGAUCCUCGAGAGAAUUUCAAGUUUGCUCUUGAGCGUAUAAUUGAUGAUUUUAUAUUUAUGUGCUUUUUUGCUGGAAAUGAUUUUCUGCCCCACAUGCCAACUUUGGAAAUUCAUGAGUGUGCAAUUGACUUGCUGAUGACUGUCUAUAAGAAGGAAUUCAAAAAUCUCGGUGGUUAUAUGGUUGAUAUGCUCCGGGUCAAUGACAAGAAAUCAGGAUACAUCAAACUAUCCAGGGUUGAGAAAUUUAUUCUUCUUGUUGGUGCUUAUGAAGAUAAAAUUUUCAAGAAAAGAUCAGAACUACGUGAGCGUAAACUCAGACGUCUUUUCCUUAAUAAAGAUUUUCUAGAGGAUGAAAUUGAUGCUGGAAGUUCAACUACUGAUUCAAGCAGUACUUGUGCAUUGCCUAAUGGAGAAGAAUCCGAAGCUCUGUCACUUGGGACGUUUGAAAAUCUGCGUUCUCAAAUAAUAGGAAAUACAAAGGAGUUUAAGCAGAAACUGAAAGAUAGCAUCAGAAGGAAAUCUGAUCUGUUUAAGAAUGGUGAUUUAGGGACGGACAAAGUACGAUAUGCUGCUGCAGGCUACAAGGAAAGAUAUUACAAAUACAAAUUUUCUGCUGAAGGGCCAGGGGAUAUUGAAAGCAAAAGAAAGCAAGUAGUAUGUGUGGCUUUCAUAAAUUUUAUCUUAUACUUCUGUAGUCCCUAGGGUGUAUUGUUUUCAUGGUAAGAUGAUGAUGACCGUGCUAUAAGGGUAACGUUGGAAUAGAACUUAUAAAAUAAUAUAAAUAAGGGCCGGCUUACUAUAUGAUAGUACUUUUUAGCAUUUGAA
Messenger RNA from Prunus avium (sweet cherry), 1548 nucleotides. NCBI's taxonomy places the organism in Eukaryota, Viridiplantae, Streptophyta, Magnoliopsida, Rosales, Rosaceae. The record is from RefSeq and is a predicted model, not a curated record.